UUUCUCAGUGACUGACUUCGCACCACAGUAAUACACACAAUAUUCAGACGCGGUAACAUAUCGGAGUGUGGUUCGGAGAGGCAAGAGAUAUCAGGAAAGAAAAGUUAUCGACAAUGUUGCUGUCCCAUCCGUACGAAAAGCGGCCGUGAAGUGGCUCAAUGUAAUAAUAUCAUUUGUAUAUGACCCAAUUAGGGGCGUGUGUGUGACUGCUGUGGCUAGUCGAGAAGGACAGGUGCAAUCGGAGUGAGUACUGUGUUUUCGUCGGAAGAUGAUUCCCUGGAUGCGUGAGAAGAUAGCCGAAAGGAAAGCCCGCUGGCAGCAGUCGAGAAAACAGCGCGGAGACGCGACUGCAUCGGGCGAUUUCGAAGAUGAAUCCUCCGGCAGUGCGAGUAGUUCAUCGGCAGCGACCAAUGCGUCGUCUUCUCCUGCUGGGUCAAGCUUCCGGGGGAGUCCUUCGAGAGGUUUCCGAUUUUCCUCGAAGCAUCAUCACUCAAAACAACAGCAGCAACAGCAGGCUACGACUUCCGCUGAUCGAUCAAAAUGUCACAGUUCCAGCUCUGUCCGGCCUGGGUCCAGCUCCGCAUCAAGCGCUGCCACAACCUUGGAGGAAAGUUUACCGAGGGAAGGAGCUGUCUUGCUCAGAAUCAUCAGUCCACGGGGCGGCAUCGUGUGCGUAGAGAUUGCCAGAACCAGCAAUGGAAUUCAGCUGAAAAUGCACGCUCUGGAGAAGUUCUCGAGUUGCUCGUUUUCACUGCCCCAUUUUUCCACCAAUAUUGAGGAAGUGGUGGAAAAGUACAAGCUGAUAAGGGUUCGAAAUAGAUUGGUCUUUCAGGAUGGGGACACGCUGGAAAAGUUGGACGUAACUAACGAGGAGGAGUUCCUACUGGUGGUGAAACGCACUGAUUUCAUUCCUCCGGAGAAGAAUUCAAAGGGACCAUCGCUCGCGGAUGUUUUAGCCGCCACUAAACAUGUUUCGCUUACCUCUACCAAUCAGCCAAAUGCCAAUUUGAAUGUGGCCAUGCUGCCGACCGAUUUGCAGCAAGACCUCAGACGUAUACUUAUCUCGCUUGCUCGAGCUUCUGCCUUUGUGAUAGGAACGGGACCGUGCGCACUAAAACUGAUAGCCCUGUUUAACCAGCGGUUAAUCAACCGGAGGCGACAUCAGGUGCGCUCGAUCGAAACGCUGCUCGAAAUGGGUUUCUCGCUGGAUAAAAUCCACCAAGCAUUGGAAGUUACAAAAAAUGUCUUUCCUGCUGCCCUCGAUUGGCUGAUACAGAACGAUAGCUCGGCGAAGCUGCUAAACUGUGAUAAAACAACAACCGGUCCAACUGUUGUGGGUAACGAAAAUAAUGAAGCAUCAACCAGUAGUGGUUCCCCUACCACGAUAUCGGCGAAACAGAACUUUGAAGACGUUAGCUACUCUAACCUUGAUUCGAUGAAUGAUGACGGAACCACUGGCGCUAGGCAGAAUGAUGCUGGAAACGAAGAAAUCGACGACAAACCACGUUUCGAAGAGAAAAUGGAACACGUGGAAACACUGUUGGAUAUCAUUCGACAGUACUCCGAUCGGGACGUUUUUCCUGCGCCGGAGAUGGUGACGUCGAUUGUAGAGAUGGGCUUCGACGAACGGCACGUUCAGGAGGCUCUGGUGGCGACCAGGAACAACCAGGCGGCCGCUUGCGAAUGGCUGCUCGGCAAUCGAAGCAAGAGUCUGACAGAGCUGCGCGAUGGGCUGCCGCAAAACUCUCCCAUUCUUCAGGUACUUCUCGCCUCGCCUCAAGUACAAAUUAGCUUAGGAAAUCCAAAGAUGUUCAUCGCACUCCUAUCAAUGCUGGACAAUUCCUCUACCAUGACGAUGUGGCUUAGCGACAACGAUACGGCUUCAGUCCUCGGACACAUUUUGCGGACUUACCACGAGGAGAAGCACAUUGUGGCAAUCAAUCAAUUCAACAAUGCACAAAGCUUUAACUAAUCACUAGAAGGCGUUUAGAACUAGUAAUUUAAACACAAAUUAGGGGGAGGAGGGGUUGGAGGACGUAGAGUUCUUUCCAAAAAGGAAUCAAACAAGGGACAACGCAGCCGGAGGGACUGUUGCUUUUACUUAAAACUAAAUUCCAAUCUGUAAACGCUAUCCAAUGAACUACGUUUUUAGAUAUCGUGUGCUUCAUUUUUCACUGCUCUGACACACACAAAAAGGCGUGCGGAACAGAGCGGUUUCGUUCCCACGUUAGUAGUCGAGUUUUCUCUGUGAUCCUUUUUUCCGUAGAAAACUUAAAACAUCCCCGCUCCGAUGGGAUGAAUGCUUUUGUUGCUUAUUUUGCCGUUGAGGUGGGAAUGAACUUUUUUUUUGCAUUUUUAACUACACGCAGUGCCAAUGACAUAUUCAAUCGCGAGCUCCGAUUCAAACAACAAGCAUUUUAGCCAAACCAGAAUAGUAUCGAGCGCAUUUAACGGACUACCAAAAGAGAGUAUGUAAAAAGCAUUUGACUUAAUAUGUUGUGAUAAUUUUCAGAAAGAGAGAAUCAAAUACAAAAACAAGGAAAUAAAUAGGAACGAUUUUUAUCGUG
Molecule: messenger RNA, 2567 nt
Organism: Toxorhynchites rutilus septentrionalis
Lineage: Eukaryota; Metazoa; Arthropoda; Insecta; Diptera; Culicidae
Gene: Kpc2
Product: ubiquitin-associated domain-containing protein 1
Exons: 7
Coding region: 269-1972 (567 amino acids)
Molecular function (GO): protein binding
Source: RefSeq, a predicted model, not a curated record